Molecule: messenger RNA, 288 nt
Organism: Melospiza georgiana
Lineage: Eukaryota; Metazoa; Chordata; Aves; Passeriformes; Passerellidae
Product: C-C motif chemokine 13-like
Exons: 3
Coding region: 1-288 (95 amino acids)
Biological process (GO): lymphocyte chemotaxis; immune response; positive regulation of ERK1 and ERK2 cascade
Cellular component (GO): extracellular region
Molecular function (GO): CCR chemokine receptor binding; chemokine activity
Source: RefSeq, a predicted model, not a curated record
AUGAGGAUCUCCUUGGCCCUGCUCGUCCUGCUGCUGGCAGCUGCCUGGACUGGAAGCCACGGGAUGUCCUUCCGCAGCCUCAGAGCCAAGUGCUGCUCCAAGGAAAUGUUCUACCACCGGAAAAUCCAAGAGUCCAGGAUCGUGGGCUACCUGGAAACACCUUCCACCUGCACCCACAGGGCUGUCUUUGUGAAGCUGCUGAAAGGGAUGGUCUGUGUGGACCCAGACAAGAAAUGGUUUCAGGAGUACCUGAGGAAGCAGAAGAAUCCAAACAGCACCUCCAUGUGA